AUGAGUAAGAAGAUACAAAAGUUGGAUAUAGCAGAGGGAAGUACCACAGCUGAUAGAACCAGAAGAAUAAAGCUGAGAAGUUGGAAAUUGCGAAUACAAUGUAAACUCAAACAUUUUGUGUGGAAAUGUUUCAAUGGUAUUCUCCCGGUUAAUGUGACUGUUAAGAAGAGGGGUAUCAUAGUGGAUGUGGUAUGUCGAAGAGCUAGAGAUGUGUGGAAACAUGCACCUGUGAGGUGGGAUGGAAUGGUAACUGAUACCUACAGAAGCCACGAUCUAUUAAUCGAGUUUCAUGCAUAUGAAGCUGAAAUGACAGUAGAAGAACAUCAUCGACAUCAUCAUUUGUCUUUCAUGAUGGUCAAAAAAGCCGAAGUGAGAGUUUCAUCCUUCGAACCAGAACAGACUGCUAUUGGCGGCUUCGCCUAA
Striga asiatica is the source of this 423-nucleotide messenger RNA. NCBI's taxonomy places the organism in Eukaryota, Viridiplantae, Streptophyta, Magnoliopsida, Lamiales, Orobanchaceae. The record is from the annotation of a GenBank genome assembly.